CUUGUCGACGAGCUCGCAAAACGGAAGGAGGUGGGUCAAUGCAAGACCCAGGGAGAUAGACUGAAGGUUCUCAAUUGCAUACGACUGCUCACUCGCCUGAUCCCCAUCCUGAGUGAGACACCCAUCGUUAAACCCGCAAGCACCAAAAGCUCAGGCGAUGGAGCGAACAUAUCAACAGCCACAGGCAGUGCGAAUACAGCCGCACACUCAUCGGGCAGAGAGUUGAUGAAUCGUCUGUUCUGGAAAGAACGUCCCAUCACUCUCUACCGCAAGUCUCAUGUGGCGGUGGAUACGGCCAAUACCAAAGGCACGUCUACAGACGACUUGGAUGUGCAGUUUGCUCUGGAUGUGGAUAACCAGAACAUUGGAGCUGAUGUGUCUGAGCAAAUGUCCAACGCGCAAUUGGGAGACAACGAGACGCCCACACGCGCAUCAGCCGGAGAUGUGCACGGUAUGGACUUGCAACGCCUACCAUCAGUCUCCUCUAUUACAUCUGAGAAUGCACUACACACGCCACGACCCAGCAGCACAGAUAGCUUAGCCGCACGCGUGAGAGCCGAAACAUCCAGGUAA
Sphaeroforma arctica JP610 is the source of this 573-nucleotide messenger RNA. RefSeq lists its product as hypothetical. Lineage: Eukaryota; Ichthyosporea; Ichthyophonida. The annotation marks the transcript as partial. The transcript is spliced from 3 exons. The record is from RefSeq and is a predicted model, not a curated record.